This is a messenger RNA of Bradysia coprophila, 1269 nucleotides long. RefSeq names its product ubiquitin-conjugating enzyme E2 J2. The record is from RefSeq and is a predicted model, not a curated record. NCBI's taxonomy places the organism in Eukaryota, Metazoa, Arthropoda, Insecta, Diptera, Sciaridae.
UUUACAUGUCAUAAAUUCAGUGGAACAAAAAGAAAUUUAACGCAAGACAAAAAAAAAUUAAUUCGCAUCUUGAGAAAAAUUGAAAUUAAUCAUCGUGCUACGAUUCGCCCACAUAACAAUCUUCAUAAACAAUCAUCAGCGUUCGUGUAAUCGAUUUAGAACAGUACGUCGAUUCGAAAAACGAGUAAUAAAAUCGAUUGACUGGUUGAUGUGUAACAAUUAACAACACAGGCAACACAGUCACACCAUACCUAUUUACCUGAUGAGGGUAUUCAUUCCAUUUGCAUUAUUCGAAAUCGAUACCAGUCAUUUGAGAAGAGUUUUACCAGCUUCAACGAACGAACAGCACGAAAAUGACCAAUCGCAAUAAGUCCACUUCAACGUUACGACUGAAGCAAGAUUAUUUGCGCUUAAAGCGUGAUCCUGUUCCAUACAUCACAGCUGAACCGCUUCCGCAGAACAUAUUAGAAUGGCAUUACGUUGUCAAAGGGCCCGAAGAGUCACCCUAUUUCGGUGGAUAUUACCACGGAACCUUGGUAUUUCCUCGUGAAUUUCCAUUCAAGCCACCUUCAAUUUAUAUGCUAACUCCGAACGGCCGUUUUAAAACAAAUACGCGACUAUGUUUGAGCAUAUCCGAUUUCCACCCAGACACUUGGAAUCCAGCAUGGUCAGUAGGCACAAUCCUAACCGGUUUGCUCAGUUUUAUGCUUGAAUCAACACCAACGCUUGGCUCCACAGAAACCAGUGCCUACGAGCGCAAAGAAUAUGCUAAAAAAUCGCUUUCGUUCAACCUGAAAAACGACACAUUCAGAGAACUCUUUCCCGACAUAUGCACCGAAAUCCAAGAGAAACUGUUGCAACGUAACAGUGUCAAUGCAUCAGCGAACGGCCAAACAAACUCCACCGAAACCGAUGCCACGAACGAAUCGAGUGCCGGUUAUCGUUUAAAUUCCGAUGCGGGUAGUACGUGGCAAUCGUUGUGCUCGAAUUUGAUUGUGUUAGCUGGAUUUGCAGUUUUUGCUUUUAUCGUAAAUCAUGUAAUUAAGAAUCUGAACAAUGAGUGAGAUGGAGAGUGAAUGGUUUUUUUGUUUGCUUGUUGAAAUUGAAGAGAGCCAUGAAUAACGUAAUGGAAAUGGUUUCUCUGAAUUAAAAUUUUGGAUUUUCAAACGAAAUUUUUUUCUAAUUCAUUAGUCGGAAACGACUGUAAAUAAUUUGACAUUUAAUUGAGCGCUGUAGAGUAACAAUCAAAUUUUUGUAUUAAUUUUCUGU